CAUAAAUUGAAUUUUUAUGAAAAAAAAUAUGAGAACAAAACGAAUUGCACAUUGAGGCAGCUGGGCUUGUUUUUCCCACGGAUAUGACAGGAACAAACUAAGGCACGAAUGGCAUUUCUAUUAAGGAAGAUUUUAAAUCUUGAGGACGUUUCAGUCACCCAUACCUUGCUGUCAGCGCUUAUCUAGUGCGACUUUGCAAAUCAAACCGUUAUUGUCAGUAGUAAUAGUAGAGAGAUUUAACCCUCAAGUGGAAAAGGUGCCUGGAUCACGUUUCUCUGCUGACGAAAGCAAUUGUUGGCUACACGUACAUCAAGCUUCCCUCUUGCGUGCAACCCAGUUGAUAACCAGUGGAUUCGGCAGAAAAGUGGUCAAAUAAGCAACUUGUCUCAUGGUAAGUAAGCUUUUAUUGUGUUUAAUACCAAGAAUGCAUGUGAUCAAGUGGUUUUAGAAAAAAAAAACUAGAAUUUUCUGUUGGCCUCAACUGAAGACGAGUAUCUCUUAGCAUCUAAAUGGCGCAGUACAGUGAACAGAUAGAUGUUCUUCACAAAUACUCAAGUGAAGACUGAAAACGAAUUUGCAAGAGUGAAUUUCAAUUUAUGAUGGAUGUAGCACGCGUUGGAAAAUGUCGAGGAACAAUUUUACCUCUUUAAGUAGAGAUGUAAAUCGUCCUCGUGCUUAGUCAGAAGUCCCAUGUUUACAAUGACGUAUGAACUCCAUCUGUUUCACUAUUGAGAACUUUACCUAAGGCAUCGUGGAAAAUAUGGACGAAUUCGUGAUAUCACUACAUAUUAGAAUGAAGUCGUAACUGAAUCUAUCUUGCUCAUUUAGAGGAAGGGUCUUGAAACAGUGUGUAAAAAGCAGUGACAUAAUAAACAGGCGAUCGAACAUAACCGGCAGUACUAGUUUUCUCGGCCUUGAAUGCAGAUUAGUGACUCGAAUCAAUUAAUACUGAUUAAGUAGUUUACUUAGCCACUUAAAUUCUCUUGUUUGCUCUUACACUGAAUUCAAGUAACAUGCAAGGAAAAUUUCAAUGAAAGUCUUCGCAGAAUUGAAUGAAUUCUCUCUGACAAAAUAAACAAACCAAACCAAGCUUAAGUCAGCAAUGUCAAAUUGAGUGACCUUGAAGACUAGGAAAUAAAACUUGUUUAAUCGCAACCGGUUACAACUUCCUACAUUUUAGUGUCCGGUUUCGAAUUAAACCCGUCUUUCUUUAAACAGUUUAUCCUCGUAAAGAUUGAUGUUUUUUCACAAUCAUUGAAAAACUUUUAACAUAAAUGCCUCGAAAUGCAGCCGUAGAGUGGAGCUUGAAUGUGACAAAUGAAAAAUCGCUUGAUGACUUUGCGAGACAAGAAUAAUUGGCAUGUUUUACAGAGGAGCACUGGCUAGAAGUCUGUCUUUCUGAUGAAGUCAAAGGUAAGACACUUAGCAAUGUUAUUAUUUUGCAGGAGUUGACGUUAACAGAAGGACAAAUAGCAGGUAGGAAAGUAAAGAGCACGAGCAUGGUGCUCGACCUGCCUCGGUGCAGGGAGGCUAUCUUACAUAAUUUCGAGAUUGCUUAAGUAUCGGACUGAUGGUUCUCUGAUCAUGCACUUAGGGUUUUUGCACUUCACAGAAAAUAGGAAUGACCAAAGAAGCUUUGCCUCUGUUACCUUUCACCUUGAACGACUCUUUAGCAUGAAGGAAGAGAAGUUAACCAUAAAACUCACGAUAUUUCAUCGGUUUUUGGCAACUGGGAUAUUUUUACAAGGAUUAUGGCUGAAAACAUCUGUAAAAGAUAGUUCGGAUCGCUAAUUUCGAUGAUUGUAGUUUCUUUUACAUUGUGGUUGUGCGGUUUUGUCGACUUGUGGAACAGUUUUAAUGUCAGUCAAUAAACCAUGAUGGACUUGGUAACUAAAGUGAGAAUGAAGACCCAGUUGCAGAGAAUAUUUUACAUACACCAUAAAUACCUACCACACUAUACCCUUAGUUUAAUCUCAUUCAUCAUUAUCUCAUUGUACUGGUUACUUGUAGUUCGUUCAAUUUUAGUUCAUUUAGUUUAGUGAAGUCGGCCUUAACAACUGUUUGAUGUUUAUUUUACAGAUUUUAAGGAGGCUUUCUCUCUUCUUGAUAAAGACGGUGAUGGUACCAUAACCACAAAGGAGCUUGGGAUACUAAUGAGGUCCCUGGGUGAAAAUCCAACCGAGCAGGAACUGGAAGAGAUCAUCUUAGAAAUCGACAUGGACGGUAAAAAUUGUCAGAUACAAACAUUCUCUAAACUAGAAAGCAUCAUCACUUCCGGAUACACUGAAAGUUAUUUGUGCACUCUUUUGGCUAGCUUUUAUAUUUUCACGAUAUACGAGUAAUUUACAUAUUGGCGGCAAAAAGGUUUUUAUCCCCAAACUGAGCACUUGCCUUGCACAAAUGUAAAAUUAUCUUUCCAUGUAAUUAGUUUAGCCUUUCAACUCCCAUUAGAGACCAAGACUGAAUUUCUCCUUACAAUAUCAAUUGAAUUUCAAGCAGACAAGUGAUGCGAAUAAAGGAAAAUAUCAAUAAGGGGAGUAUAAGUUGAUCCAAUACUACAUUCUCCGAACUAACAUGAUAAGAAUUGUAUUGUACACAGUAAGGAGAAUUAUGAAUAAGAUCUGGAAGUGAAACGGCGAAGAAUUUAGAAGUGGGGUGGGGUAAGAAACAGAGUAAUGAAAGUUAUUGAAAAGAAAUAGAUCGGUCUGAUUCUGUACGUUUAAACUGAACUAGAUUUACAUUUUUCUUUUGAAGGCAAUGGCAUCAUUGACUUCAGAGAAUUUCUCCACCUGAUGGAUACCCGGAUGAAAGAAACAGACACAGAAGCAGAGAUACGAGAAAUGUUCAAAGUGUUUGACAUGGAUGGUAACGGGUUUAUAAGUGCUGAAGAAUUCAAGUGGACCAUGAUGAACCUUGGUAAUCAGUUGACCGAAGAAGAAGUCAACGAGAUCAUCAAAACGGCUGAUUUGAAUGGCGACGGACAAAUUGAUCUGGAAGGUAAUUUCCAUUUUUUUUUUUUAUUCUCUUCUUUUUCAUGUCCAGUGUUCGGAUGUUUCAUCGGUGUUUGAUCUUUGCGACUUUUUCUCUUUGCCUGUCAGUUUUGUUUGCACAUGUGAUAUAACGACUGGCUAACCCAGUCUCGUUUCUUGGGGUUAAUAAAAUUAAAAGUUUAGGUAAGUUUCCAAGCCAAUUUAUAUUUUUUGACCUUGUUUACCAAACCCUCACCAUAGGGAUUAAUAGAGGUAAAUAGUCUAUCUAUAAUUUCUUUGCGACUAAAUAUUUAAUUACACGAUUAUUACAAAAGAUAACAUCAAUAGUAAUAUUGAAAAUAACUACCAGUAGUUAAAAGAAAGUUUGUAUAAACUCUAUUUCCAACGCAUCGCCUAAGCUGACUUAUUUCUCUUUCAGAGUUUGUCAAAAUGAUGUCCUCAUGAGCCAGCACGUGCCAUUAUCAUUAUUUAAUGGUACAGAAGUUGUGCACUGGGCACUCAAGACACAGGAUUGUUUCUGGCAUCGUGCUCUGUGUUUCUCUGAACGUGUCUGUAGAAAUGAGUGGGACUCAAACUAUCCAGAAGUUAUGAACUUACACAAUAGUGUGACAUUACAAUGUUCAAUCAAAGUUAAGGAUAAGCCUCUAGCAAUUGAUUAUCCUAAUGAUUUGUAUGUUUUACGUAAUUUUAUAUAGUAACUGACAUCAGUACUGUAAGUGCCUUGGUUGUUCAAAAACCUAUCGUUUGUUGCACUGAUAAAACCGUAGAAAAUUGAAGUAUAUUUUACAAAAGCAAUGGACCGCCCUUUCUAUCGAUUUACCGGCGUAAUAACCCAAUUGGGAUGUUGGGAGAACACAAGAAAAGUCGGUAAAUCACUUGCUUUAGGCUCUUGAUUUACCAACUUCUCUCGUGUUCUACCAACAUCCUAAGUGGGUUAUUACGCCGGUAAACCUAUCGAAAGUACGGUCCAUUACCAGGACCUUAAGAAAUGUGUAGAGAACAGUAUGGUGAAUAUGCAUACUGAUGUUAGGCUGCAAACGGUUGAGAGUGUACACCUUCCAAUGCCUAUAUUUUUAGCCUUUCAGUGAACUAGGUUUGUUUCAUUUUGUUCCCUUUUUCUAGCUUAGUUUUUUUCCUUCUUUUUUUUUUUCCUCUUUUUUAAUCACUGGUUUUCUAAUUUCCAUUUCCAUUUUUUAGUUUUGUUUAUGUGCAGCUGAGUAAGUUGUAUCUUUCAAAACUAAGUCGAUUUGGGAGCUAAAUGUGCUUUGUAAAAAACGCGUUUACGAUCUUCGUCAUUGUGGAAACGUUUCAGUAGUUUGAAAGAAAAUUAAUUUGUUUUUAUGCCGAUCACCUUGAACGCCUGGUAUGUAUGCUGUAAAAUUAAUUUAAACUUCUUAACGUUCUUAUGAAAAAGUCCUAACGAAAAGCUUAAAUCAUUUAUUGAUCGACGUUUUCCCCAGAUUUGCCGUCAUGGCUCCCUAGGAUCCCUAAUGAGGUCUUUCUAACGAUGAUUUAAUCAAUCAAUUCUGACUUAGUCAGUUCGCAUGAACAGUCACU
Pocillopora meandrina is the source of this 4547-nucleotide messenger RNA. NCBI's taxonomy places the organism in Eukaryota, Metazoa, Cnidaria, Anthozoa, Scleractinia, Pocilloporidae. The record is from the annotation of a GenBank genome assembly.